UUUAUUUUGAAAUUAUCCGGAUGUUGUGUUUAGCGUCACUGUGUGCACGUGUUCACCCUUUUGCCACGCACGUGAACGAAGAGCCGAAAGAGACUUUAAGCCAUGUCCAAAGCUAAACAAAAACGAGCGAAACGUCUCGGCUUCCUCGGGAAAUUGAAGACUAAGGAUGGACAAAAAGAUUAUGCUUCAGGGCAGAUAAAGAAUUCAGAGCAGUCAUCCACGCAGCAUGUCAAAGAACACCGAAAACCAGAAGAAAUCCGAAAGCAUAGGCUUCAGGAGCUCCAGGACAGGCAGAAACUCUCCCGAGAACGAGAUCUGAUGAAGCGAAGGAACUUGCAAAGCUUUCAGAAUGACAUCCUGCAGCGACAAAGGGAUUUUGAACAGAAGGAAAUGGAUAUGCAGAGUUUGGUGAAGAAUGUUAAUUUUGAGAAUGAGAAUUCAAGAAAGGCAUAUUACAGAGAAUUUAAAAAGGUGGUGGAGGCCUCUGAUGUGAUUUUAGAGGUUUUGGAUGCACGUGACCCCCUUGGCUGCAGAUGUCCUCAGGUGGAGCAGGCAGUCAUUCAAAGUGGAACAAACAAGAAGAUCGUUUUAGUGCUUAAUAAAAUCGAUUUGGUGUCAAAGGAAAUUGUGGAAAAGUGGAUAAAAUUUCUCCGAAAUGAGUUUCCCACAGUAGCUUUCAAAGCAUCUACUCAGCAACAAAACAAGAACUUGAAACGCAGUAACAUACCAGUGACACAAGCCACCACAGAGCUUCUCAGCACCAGCGCUUGUAUUGGUGCAGAUUGCUUGAUGAAGCUACUUGGCAACUACUGCCGCAACCUCGACAUAAAGACAGCCAUCACAGUCGGUGUUGUAGGAUUUCCUAACGUGGGAAAGAGUAGUUUGAUCAACAGUUUGAAACGGGCGCGAGCAUGUAAUGUCGGCGCCACUCCUGGUGUCACCAAGUGCCUUCAACAGGUGCAUUUGGACAAGCACAUUAAGCUUCUCGAUUGCCCCGGAAUCGUCAUGGCGACAUCAACGACGGAUGCCGCAAUGAUUCUUCGCAACUGCGUGAAGAUUGAACAGCUCGUUGAUCCUCUUGGGCCCGUUGAAGCCAUCCUCCGACGCUGCAACAAGGCGGAGAUCAUGGAGCACUACGGGGUUACAGACUUUCACACAGCUCUGGAGUUCUUGGCAAUGCUUGCUCGACGCCAAGGCAAGCUCCGAAAGGGAGGUCUGCCUGACACCGACAAAGCAGCAAAGAGUGUGCUGAUGGAUUGGACAGGGGGGAGGAUCAGCUACUUUACACACCCUCCGGAGACACACACCCUUCCCACACACGUCAGCGCUGAGAUUAUCACUGAGAUGGGUAAAGCUUUUGACUGGGAUGAGCUGGAAAAGGGAAAUCAGAAGGUUCUUGCAGAAUCAUCUUGUCCUGAUAUCCAAAUGGGAUUUUGCAUGGAAAACACUGGGAUGACACAAGGUGGCCAGGGUGAGCCACCGUCUGACCUGGAAAUGGUGGGAGGGUUCUUGGAAGAGCCUGAGUUUAAAGACAAAACUAAAUCUAUGGAAGAUGGCCACAAACCAGAGUUUGGACCAAUGACUGUAGAGAUAAAAUCUCAGAGGGUGAAGACUGACCUCCCCUCAAAUGAUGCUGCAUCCAGGGCGCCAGAUUUGAAGGACAUCUUUGGUACAGAUCCUCUACAGCAGGGUCAGGCUCUCCUGGCUGCUGGAAAGAUGAGAAAAAAGAAGCAGAAAAGAGCUGACAAAAUUGCCACAAAACUCUCUGACACCUUGACAGCGGCAAUGGACUUCUCCUUUUCAGAUAACUGAUUCAAAAUAAAAGACUAAAUUUAUCCAUGAA
Pungitius pungitius (ninespine stickleback) is the source of this 1843-nucleotide messenger RNA. RefSeq names its product G protein nucleolar 3 like (gene gnl3l). Gene Ontology annotation, cellular component: nucleolus. The coding region runs from base 103 to 1812 and encodes 569 amino acids. The transcript has 15 exons. The record is from RefSeq and is a predicted model, not a curated record. NCBI's taxonomy places the organism in Eukaryota, Metazoa, Chordata, Actinopteri, Perciformes, Gasterosteidae. Gene Ontology annotation, molecular function: GTP binding.